This is a messenger RNA of Daucus carota subsp. sativus, 1947 nucleotides long. Its product is annotated as probable pectinesterase/pectinesterase inhibitor 25. The transcript is spliced from 3 exons. Gene Ontology annotation, molecular function: pectinesterase inhibitor activity; pectinesterase activity. Gene Ontology annotation, biological process: cell wall modification. Lineage: Eukaryota; Viridiplantae; Streptophyta; Magnoliopsida; Apiales; Apiaceae. Bases 88 to 1791 code for a protein of 567 amino acids. The record is from RefSeq and is a predicted model, not a curated record.
CCCUGAUAACCAACACACCUCUCUCCCUCUCUCUCUCUCAAUCUCUCUCCCUCCCUCAACAUCUCUCGCAAGAAACCAACUCCUUAAAUGGCUCAAGUAAAAAACAUAAUAGCUUUCAUCUUAGUUCUUUCUAUAUUCAUAAUCAUGCAUGAGAAAGCCGAAUCAACACCCCAACCACCCUCCAUUGCUUGUAAAUCAAGUCUCUACCCUAGACUCUGCCGCUCACUCCUCUCCGCGUUUCGCUUCUCCCCCACCAACCCUUCCAGCUACGGCAAAUUCUCCGUCAAACAAAGCCUCAAACAAGCUCAAAGACUCACCAAAACCAUCCACCGCUACUUGAAAAAAUCCAAAACAAAAAUUACCCUAGAAGAAACAAACGCCCUACGAGAUUGCGAACAGCUCUUUGACCUAACCGAGGGAUACUUGGAAAUGAUCACCCUAGAGCUGAAGACGGCCCCGGCCAUGACCGACGGACUCAUCGGAAAGAUCGAGACGUUGUUGAGCGGCGUGGUGACGAAUCAGGACACUUGCUACGAUGGUCUUGUGGAGAGUGGUAGUAGCUUGGCUGCCCUGUUAAAAGUUCCGCUCUCUAAUGCAACUGUUUUGUAUAGUGUUUCAUUAGGUUUGGUGACGCAUGCUAUUGCGCGUGAUCGGAAGCGUGGCCCUAGAAAGGGUAAGGUUUUCGGAAGAGAUGCUCUCCCGGCGAUCUUUAGUUCGUCCAAGUUGAACAAGGCUUUACAUGACUAUGCAAGAGGAGCUCAAAAGGCCGAAAGAAACCUCGCCGACGAUGACGACAGAGAUAACAGCGGCGGCAUUGCGGUUAACAACGUGGUGAUAGUAAGCCAGCAUGGAGGCAGCAACUUCACGAGCAUCGGCCAAGCGAUCGAGUUCGCACCUCUUAACUCUAAAGUCGAAGAUGGCUACUUCAUUAUCUAUGCAAUGGAAGGAAUUUACGAAGAAUAUAUCACCAUUCCUAAGCAUAAGAAAAAUAUAAUGUUACUCGGGGUCGGAAUUAACCGCACCGUCAUCACCGGAAACCAUAGCUAUGUUGAUGGUUGGUCUACCUUCAAUUCCGCCACCUUCAUUGUCUCCGGGGAACGAUUUGUCGCGAUAGACGUAACAUUCAAGAACACAGCAGGACCUGAGAAGCACCAAGCAGUAGCGGUGAGGAACAACGCCGACCUUUCCACAUUUUAUCGGUGUAGUUUCGAAGGUUAUCAAGACACACUAUACGUGCAUUCCCUCAGACAAUUCUACCGUGAAUGCGACAUUUACGGGACCGUAGAUUUCAUAUUCGGCAACUCAGCUUCCGUAUUCCAAAACUGCAACAUAUACGUCCGCAAACCAAUGGCUAACCAAAAGACCGCCAUCACGGCUCAAGGCCGAACUGACCCGAAUCAGAAGACAGGCAUUUCAAUCCACAAUUGCACCAUCCAAGCUGCUCCGGACUUGGCAUUAGACGUAAAUGGCACGACCAAGAAUUAUCUUGGUCGGCCCUGGAAACAAUAUUCCAGAACCGUGUUCAUGCAAUCGUUUAUCGGGGACCUGAUCACUCCCAACGGAUGGUUGGAGUGGAAUGGCACGGUGGGAUUGGACACAUUGUAUUACGGCGAGUAUCGGAAUUAUGGACCGGGAGCUAACACUAGUAGCAGAGUUCAGUGGCCUGGUUAUGGACAAUUGAAUGCUAGUCAAGCCUGGAAUUUCACUGUAUUUAAUCUCACCCUGGGGGAUACUUGGUUGCCUUAUACUACUAUUCCAUUUGUGGAAGGAUUGUUGAGCGAUGACAAUUAGGAUAUGUUUCAUGUUCAAUGUAGCGUUAAGCUAGUUAGUAUUUUGUUGCUCUUUUUGUUUUUGUGUUUAAUCAAAUUUUUUGGAUCAUGAAUUUUGCUUCUGUUUUGCUUGAACAAACAAUUGCGUAGUAGAAAUACGUUAAGCUGUGUUUAAGGA